Balearica regulorum gibbericeps (East African grey crowned-crane) is the source of this 1109-nucleotide messenger RNA. The record is from RefSeq and is a predicted model, not a curated record. NCBI's taxonomy places the organism in Eukaryota, Metazoa, Chordata, Aves, Gruiformes, Gruidae.
AUGGCCAAGCCUGGUGUCUCACGUGCAGGUGGAGGAGUGGUGCCAGGCAGCGUGGUGGCCGGCAUGAGGGGUGGUGGGCACAUGGAGAUGCUGGGGACAUGGGAGAUGCCAGGUGGUGGUAACAAGGGGAGUGCUGGGGAUGCCCCCAGGUGGUGGGGACACACAGAUGCUGGGGACUGCGUGGUAAGGACCAUGGGCUGCUCAGAGAAACCAUCCUGCAAACUUGUAUCUGAUGACUCUUUCUUCGCUCAAGUUAUGGCAUCAGAAAGCAAUGUUGACUUCCAAAAAAAGCUCAUAAGCAUGGAUGGCAAGAAUGAGACCUCUCAGCAAAUGCGCAGGAGUGAGGAGUCAAAUGUAGCAGCAAGCAAAUUGAAUGAUAUUCCAGAAGCGCUGCAAGAGGUCAAAAACCACUCCAGAGAUAGAGCAGAAGAAAAUACAAUGAGGACAAUAAAAAUGGCAGAGGAAAUGAAGGAAAAACAGAGUAACAAUGUAGGCAGAGCAAACCAUAAACGGAAAUCAGAAAACAAUGAAAAAACAGCUGUUAAAAAAGAAGAAACAACACUGGAGACUGGCAAUCAGUUAAUCCUGACGCCUCUGUCUCACAUUCCUCUGAAAAGCCUAAUGGACAUAGAAGCGGAGUUGGUCUACGCUGAUGAAGACGACAUCUACUUUGAGUUCACUGAGCCUCUGGUGUCUACAAGCACACAAUCAGCGUGUCGUGAUUCUGGAAAAGCAGAUGCUCUGAGCACACCUAACGGCAGCGCUUUGCGCCAGAUUGACAAACAGCUCCAGAUGACCCUCCGGGAAACCAGCGCUUGCUACAGGCAGAAAAACUACACAGCAGCGACGGAGCAGCUCUCAAAAGCACUGGAGCUUUGCAGUAAAGGUGCUGCUCUAGACAAUCCCUUUAAGUCAUCUCCAGAAGAUGUUUCCAGUAUUGCCAGUUUUAUUGAGACAAAGCUUGUAACCUGCUACUUAAAACUGAAGAAGCCUGAUGAUGCUCUGAAUCAUGCGCACAGGAGCAUUAUUCUGAAUCCAGCUUAUUUCCGGAACCACCUGCGCCAAGCUGCUGCGUUUAGGUGUUUAGAGAGAUACUCCGAAGCUGCAAG